AUGAAGAGGGGCCCCAUUGCCGGUCUGACGGGUCUGCAGAAUCCUGGACUGGAGCUGGAGAUGACAGGAAGCAUCAACAGAAUCCAGGUCUCAGGGUGUCCUCAGGUUUCGGGGUGUCCUCAGGUCUCGGGCUGUCCUCAGGGGUCCAGGUCUUCAGUUUCAGCAGCAGUGAAGGCUGCAGCUCGGUGGGCGUCGUACUCCUGCCAUCGAUGGAAGCAGAGAAGAAGAAAACUGACAGGUGUUCAGCUGGGGAUAAAGUACAGAGGUCUGGCUGACGAUGAUGAAGGCAGCGAAGUGCAGAGGGAUGAAACUGACACAACGAAUAGAAACCAACAGCUGAAUAAAAAACUGCUGAAUCACUUUAGACAACUGGCUGCUACCAACCAGGACACUGACCAGGUGGACUUUGACUUUCUGGAUAAGGUGAUCUCAGAAGGAGCAGAUCCCAACAGCUCAGACAGAUAUGGACAGACCAUCCUGCAUGAGAUCUCCAGAGCUUGGAGUGUGGAUGUGAUGCGGUUCUUUUUGGACCGGGGAUCAGACCUCCUCCGACCAGAUCAGUUUGGAGUCACUGCACUCCACGUGGCCUCGGCGCUGGACUACCAAGACAUGGUCCAGUUCCUGCUGGACCGAAAAGGUCUGUCUGAUCCAGAGGCUCGGACUUUUCUGGACCAGCAGAGUCCUCUUCACUACGCUGCCAAGAACGAUGCUGUCGGUUCCAUCAGACUGCUGCUGAAGGCCGGAGCCUCCGUCAGCUGCACCGACUACAAAGAGAGAACACCACUGCAGCUCUCUGCCAACCUGGAGCGCAGUGAAGCAGCUCGGGUGCUGUUGGAGCUCGGGGCGGAGGCAGGGACAAUGGACUCUGAUGGACAGCUCUGUAUAACUGCUCUGAUUGGCCGGAUGAGUCCAGUGGCCCAGCUGGCGCUCAGUCAGUUCCAUGUGACGGACAGAAUGACCAGACAGGAGUACUUCUACCUGAACCUGCUGGAACCGGAACCACACCCACCGAGGACCCACCAGCAAGAAGCAGCCAUCAGUGAACCGACGUCUCCACUGGAGGUAGUGGUGCAUCAUGGGAAACUGGACCUCAUCAUGAAUCCAGUCUUUCUCAAACUGAUCCAGGUCAAGUGGAAACUGUACGGCAGAUUAGGGGCGUGGCUUCUUCUCAUCCUAAACUUCCUGUUCAACGUCUCAUGGACAACCGUCGCCAUCUCCAUCUCUGUGUACCGAGACUCGUAUCGCUACGACCUCCCCCAGGACUGGUGGCGGGUCCUCCUCGUGGUCCUGGCGCUCCUCUUGACUCUGGAGGAGGUGCUGAGGGAAAUACAGGACAUCCUGCGUUCAAGGAGGAAGCUCCGCCUCUGGCAACGGAACGUCUUUGAUUGGCUCGUCUACUCUCUUCUGACGGCGUCCUUCAGCGUCCACAUGGCCGAUGUCAUCCGUCCGUCCGUCCGUCUUCACACCUCCAGCCUCCGUCUGUUCUCCGUCACUGUCAUCUUCCUGUGGCUGAGACUGAUGAAGCACGUCAGAGCCUUCAGGUUGAUGGGUCCGUUCAUCGUCAUGUUGGGCAGCAUCAUCGGGGAUGUGAUGCGUUUCCUGUUCCUCUAUGCUGAGAUCUUUAUUCCAUACGCCUGCAGCUUCUGGAUCGUAUUUGGAGGCUCCUCCACCGUUCCCAGCAUGCAGUCUGUCUCCGGACUGCUCUACAGUCUGUACCGCAUCACCCUGGUGGACGAGUACGAGUACGCUGCCAUGGUAACGGUGGACGGUGUCAUGGCUCCUCUGCUGUGUGGGACCUUCCUGGCUGCAUCCUCCAUCCUGUGUGUCAACCUGCUGAUAGCCCUGCUCACCGACACCUUCCAGAGGGUGCACGGUAACUCCCAGGCUAUCGCUGUGAUGCAGCAGGCCGCCGUCAUCCUGCAGGUCGAGGAAUCGAUGCCCCUCCUCCGCCGUUUCUAUGACAACCAGUUCAUCUCCAACCACUGCGCUCCGUGGGCCGACGCCCACAACGAUGACAUCACCUCAAACUCCCGUUACCAUGGGGAGAUGGGCCGCAUCACCACGCAGAUCAAAAGACAUGGAGACAGUUGGAGGUUCUGGGUGAGUUUCUACAUGUUCAGACUGAUCAAUGGGGCCAUGUUUGAAUGCUCAUUAUACAAAAACCAGACGGCAACGGAUGGAACGCCAAAGUCAAGGCUUCAAGAUGGCGUUCCACAAACCAGCAGUCACGGUGGCACGCCCACUACAGUCUGCUGUGCCGCCACCUCCCACGCUAAAGAGGCAUACACCACCUCCCACGCUAAAGAGGCAUACACCACCUCCCACGCUAAAGAGGCAUACACCACCUCCCACGCUAAAGAGGCAUACACCACCUCCCACGCUAAAGAGGCAUACACCACCUCCCACGCUAAAGAGUCUGUCAAGAAGUAUUAA
Molecule: messenger RNA, 2433 nt
Organism: Anoplopoma fimbria (sablefish)
Lineage: Eukaryota; Metazoa; Chordata; Actinopteri; Perciformes; Anoplopomatidae
Product: transient receptor potential cation channel subfamily V member 5-like
Exons: 18
Coding region: 1-2433 (810 amino acids)
Biological process (GO): calcium ion import across plasma membrane
Cellular component (GO): membrane
Molecular function (GO): protein binding; calcium channel activity
Source: RefSeq, a predicted model, not a curated record